Molecule: messenger RNA, 3447 nt
Organism: Mesocestoides corti
Lineage: Eukaryota; Metazoa; Platyhelminthes; Cestoda; Cyclophyllidea; Mesocestoididae
Source: the annotation of a GenBank genome assembly
AUGGGCAUGACCGUUUCUGACUUCGUCGCCGUAGUUACUGGUGACCCUUCGGCUCGGGAGAAGUCUGAUCUUAGGAAGAUCGUGUGGCCGAAACACACCGUUCAAGAACUCCAAGACCCUACUCAUAUGGUGUAUCUCCACGAUCAGUCGGAGAAGGGCUGGUCUAUUAGGUUCAAAGCAUUGGGAUGUUUUGAUAAUGAGAUUCCUGCAACUUCGUUGCCUGAAGACAAGUCGACCUUGGGGAUUAGUCCUUCGGAUUCUCGGCGUCGCGACGACUUAUCCAAUAAUGCUCGAGUCCGCGAGAAACAUCAAGUGAAUACCAUAACGUUGGCUCAGCAAAAAGAGCUUAUAAAAACACUUCAGCUUUCGGAGAGUGAUGAAAGUGAUGAUGGUGUUAAGAAAUCCGAUGUCAGCGUCACUUCACCUGAAAAACUCUCCAAACCCGUAUCAUUGAAGGGAGAUACCAAACAUCAGAAUCGGUCACCGGACAUAGCUGAUACGGAUCGCCCACUUCCACCGAUUGUUUCACCUCUUUUAUCGAAGGCGAAAUUAACACCGGCUUGUGAUGUCCCGAAGCAGCGCGUUUGCGAUCGGCAAACGGAUAGUCCUUCGAAGACAAAGUCUCGUAGCGGUACAAAUGACCGGGGAACGCACUCGAAGGCUCUUAACAAACGAGGUGUCUACUCGCCAUUGGUUGUUCGCGUCCCCGAGGCAAAUUGUUCUUUUGGUCACAGUCAAAACUCCACAGAGGAAGUAAACACUUUGACCUCCUUGCCGGCUCAGUGUUUGAGCAACCAGGAAAACGUUCCAUCGGCUUUGAUCGACACGCAUGAAAAAACUGAGCAGUUUGUUCGCCGCGUUUUGGCAGAUGCGGAGGCGUUUUGCAAGCCGCUACAGUACCUGCCGGACAACUUCCUAAUCGGUGCCAAUGAAUUGUCGACAGAAGGUGGCGAACUCGAGUUUCCGUUGCGUAGCGACGAGAAGUUCAAAUCAGGGCAACAGUAUUUUACCCUUAAAAGAGUGUCUCCACUUCCAGCCACUGUUAGUGACAUAGGACGAUCUGGCCUCUCUUCCACUAAUGUAGCUUCACCUCCUUUGCCAAAAAAGGAAAAAAAAUCCUCGAAAAAGCUGAACUCACCGUCGUCCUCAUCUUCUCAUAAAAAUAGAAAGUUGACGCAGCAGCAUAAAAACCCACGAAAUCAAAAACUGAAGAAGAACGGCAAAGUUUCCCGUCGUUGCCCUUCCGCUCCGUUUAUUGUACCCUCCCUCCCUUCACAUGAUUUGCGUCCUCGGAUCCCCGCAAUAGCUUUAAGUUCUUCAAUACAUCAUAUAUCCUCCACGACCGAUAAACUGGCUUCUAUUCGCUUCAUACUACAUAGCUUACGAAUCCCUAACUCCGCCCCUAGUAAAAGGACACCUCGAGAAUUGAAUGCGGUUCUCCUAGCCCCGUGCCACCUCAAACAAACAGUUAGCCGCGUCGAGACUGAAAAUGGUUCCCCCUUGGUGCAGUCCACCGACUAUUACCUUAGCAGAGUCCUCAAGCAUAACGACGAAGUAAUGGAACGCAUAAUUCGGAGAUAUGAAAAUACUACGGAGGAGCAGCAGUUAACUCAGGCGAGCCGUUUGGAUACAGAGGCUGCCGCCUGUUGGAGUCAGCUUGUCCAGUUCGUGGCCUCCACUUCUUCCUCGUCCGCAUCCACCCCGAACUCUCUGAUAAAACCCUUCGUCUGUUCGUGCUCUUCGGAGACCCAGCGUCUUCUUCACUUUCUCUUCAACCAGACUGAUUUUACAUCCUAUCCCGAGAGGAUUCUGGCGUCUACUCGCCACAUUCUUGUCGCGGCGCUCAUGUCCACGUCGUUGGCAGAUGCAAAACGACGCUACGACCAGGCCCUCGAGAGUCUGGCCAAAACGGCUCUUCGGAUGCGGCGGGCGGAAUCCAAGCUCCUCCGACGCGCCUGGGUGGCUAUCCGGUGUAGCAAGGCGACUGGUGGUCGUGACUUGCCCAUCAGUAGGAUUGCUGAGCUUGGAGAAGACGCCAAGCGCUGGUCCGAUCUCUGGUACUCAGCUCUCGCGCGUGUAAAGGCAGUUGUCAGUGACAAGUUUUAUCAAUUGCUCUCUGAACAGGAACAGGAUUUAAGGAAAAAGGUCAUGAAAGAUGAGAGUCUGUUGCGGCUAAACUUGCUCAGUAAUGACGAGGACCUAGUACUUGACGCGACCCCCUUCUCUUCUGAUAAUCGAGAACCCCCUCUCAACUCUCAUCGCGAUUACCCCACAUCUACCCUCUCCUCAUCAACCGAGCGAAACGGUGUCGCAGACGAUUGCAGAGAACACUUUAAGUCCGACUAUGCAGACAGGGCGAUGUCAGAUGAAGGUGGAGGAGACGACAAAUCCAAUCCGACAAUGUGCACAGUGCCUCGUUCGACGCUAGAGCGUUUACUCAAAGUCUUUCAUAUGACAUCGUUUGCUCACGAAUCGUUGCAGUCCCGUCGGGAGUCUGAACUCGUCCUCCCUACUGACAGAUUUGCUGUUUUCGGCAGUGAGGAAGACAAGCAGACUCAGCGUCAGCUCCCGGUUUUUGUCGCCCCAGCCCCCACCUCCGAUAUGAAUCCUCUUAUUGUUUUCAUCGACAGUGUGCUACAGCGCCACCGGCGAAUAGUGUCACGCCUCUCUGCCUGUCCCGAUGCACAUCAACAGCAGCCUAGUUCUGUUCUGUCACCCAAAAAACCGCAGCCCGCUGCUCCUCCACAAAAGCCCACAUCUCAAGGUAAACCAAAGCGCUCCAAGUCACCGAAGCCGCCGCCGCCUCCUGCAUUUGAAGCUCUCCCGGUCCGCCCCCCUGACCUGGUUAUACACAAAGGCAAGAAACAUCAAAGUCGGAGACUGAGCAGCCAAACACCGUCUGAUGAAGCCGGAGACGAGAAGAAAACGAAACGCAGGGGUCCGUCGCCUCCAUCGUCACAACCUUCUGCUCCCAUCAAAAAACACCGAACGGAUCAUGAGGGAUCGCGGAAUCGUAGUUCGCGCUGCGUAAGUGUAGCACCCUCACGCAGGAAAACUGAUCGAAAUGAUGGUGAGGAUACCGACGACUCACAAAAACGGAUUCGGCUUGAGCGCAAAGUGCAUAGAGGGAGGUCAGUUGUUGCAUCUUCCAAGCGGUCGCCUCGUCGAGACUCAUCUGCGUCAAAGACAAAUGGCGUUGAAGUCGAGACCUAUUCGCCGCGGAAGAACGCUUCAAUUAGCGGUUAUUCCUAUAGUCCGUCCAGGCCCAACUUCUCUAACGAGAGGCAGGAAAGCGCAGGGGCGGGUGACACGUAUGAACCCACCUAUAUCCCCUCAGUGCCUGCUCCUCCCCGACGAACCUUCCCACAUGAACCGCCGCCUAAAACGUCCCUCCAACCCUCUUUCUACACUAAAUGGCUUGACGGAGGCUCGUCCAAUCGGCGGUGA